This is a messenger RNA of Xyrauchen texanus (razorback sucker), 945 nucleotides long. RefSeq names its product osteocrin (gene ostn). Bases 86 to 490 code for a protein of 134 amino acids. Gene Ontology annotation, biological process: hormone-mediated signaling pathway. Gene Ontology annotation, molecular function: signaling receptor binding. The transcript is spliced from 5 exons. NCBI's taxonomy places the organism in Eukaryota, Metazoa, Chordata, Actinopteri, Cypriniformes, Catostomidae. The record is from RefSeq and is a predicted model, not a curated record.
CAAAGGCAGAGAACGUGAGAAAUUCCAGAAACUGCACGGCAUCCAUCCAUACGUCCCGUGUGACUGAAGCUAAAUCAGAUUAAGGAUGCUGGGCUGUGGAUGUGUGCUGCUCUCUGGUCUGAUGACACUGACCUUGUUCCACUGCAGUACUGAAAGCCUUCAUGUACCCCAGGAAAGGCCAGUGUAUGUGGAAUCAACGGUCAUGGAGAGCCGUGGUAUCCAGCGAAGCCCAGUCGAGCAGAAGACUUCAGGAGCAGUGAAGGCUAAACUUCUCCUGCUUGACCAGCUGGUCCGACUAGAGAACGAUGUCAUUGAGACCAAGAGGAAACGAAGCUUCCCCGGAUCCAACACGCCACUUGACCGCCUGUCAAUCAGCACCAUGGACCCCAAGAGCAACAAGCAGAGGAAGGUGGUUGAGUUGCCACGGCGACGAGUCAGCGUUCCAAUUGACCGGAUUGGGGUGGGCCGUCUUCCCAAUAGCCGAGGAUAAACUCUGCUUCAGACCAUGCCCCAACAAACAGAGGGGGAUUUUGCAGGUAGAAGAUAUGCAUGAUAAAGCACACCAGCCCUUACAAAUCACUAACCAUUGAACAAACUCUAUGUUCACCGCACACUUACAACCCUCGCUGCUCAGAGCUUUUUUCUCUCUAUUGAUUACUGAUUUAAACUUUCAACCUUUGACCAAACUGUGUUUAUUUUGAAUCCUGACCUAUAUGUAAUUUUGUCAACAAAAAAAAAAACUAUCCGUUUCACACCCUUGAUGCUGUUAUCAGAGGCAUUUGCCAAUCAGAGAGUAAUCUGCUCCUGGCUUCCAUUGCACAACUCAUUAUUUACUCAAGUGCCUCAGCUGCUGCUCCACUUUUGCUUGCUGUAAUAUAUAAAUUUUUUGUUUUCUCACAUUGACUGGAGGCUAAAUAUGCGAGUUCAGCCUUGACAAUAAAAUAG